CUUUAACAUUGUAGUCUGUCUCAAUCUUGUUCGUUUCAUUAAACGAUUAUAAUUCGACAACAGAGAAUACUAUUUUUCUUGUUUUGAAAGAUAAAUAUGGAAAGCAAAAAAUUGGAUGCCUUGUCAAAAACGUCUUCACAAGCUGUUUCGAAACCAGUCCAGAAACUAGUAUCGAAAGGGCAAUCAAGUGUUUCCUUUUCUAAGAUAAACAGGGAAAAUGAGCAAAUAGGUGCUAUACCAAAGAAUAUUCAAAAAACUGAUUUGCCGAAGGGGCAACCAAAUAUGUCUGCUUCAUUUUCAAAGAUAAGCCGUAAAAAGGAGAAAAUGGGUGCUAUACCAAAAAGUAUCCGAAAAACUGAUUUGCUGAAGGAACAACCAAAUAGAGCUGCUUCGUUUUCUAAGAUGAACUUGUCAAAUGAAAAUUUGCUUGCUUCACCAAUAAGGGUACCCAAAACUGAUUCAAAGGCAAUCCAAAAGAGUGAUUUAACCAAAAUACAACCAAAUGUGGUUGCUACGUCUUCAAAAGUAAGCUGGGAAAAUGAGAAAAGGGGUGCUAUACCAAAAUGUAUCCAAAAAACUGAUUUGCCGAAGAGACAACCAAAUAUAGCUGCUUCAUUUUCCAAGAUGAACUUGUCAAAUGAGAAUUUGCCUGCUUUACCAAUAAGAAUCCCCAAAACUGAUUCAGAGGCAAUCGAAAAGAGUGAUUUGACCGAAGUACAACCAAAUGUGAUUACUUCGUCUUCGAAGAAAUCUAAAUUUGCUGAAGGCGGUAGAAAGAAGGAUACUUGCCAGUCUUCUGAACCUUCUACCAGUUUGGCGGUAGCUGAGCAAAUGGAGGCUAAGAAAAGACAGGAGAAAGAAGAAUAUAUGACUAAAAAGUGGUUAGAGGGUGAUAAAAAAGGCUGGGAGUUCUUAGGUAAAGGUUCCAGUGAUAUUGAAUUUCCAAUCGAACCUCCACCCGAUUAUGAAGGGCUUGAAGUUUUGGGUGUAAAACCUGAUCGCCUCGAAGCAUGGGCUGAAAAGUUUUUCAAAUAGAAGGAAAAAAUGGAAAUGUAGAAACCUUUAUGACUAAGAAAUCUGAGCUUUUAUAACUGACCAGUGAUUUGGGAAUUCUUUACUCUUCCUUAUUUAGUAAAAAAAUGAUUUUUUUUUGUAUGUACAUGGUCAGUGAUAACUGACCAGUGA
This is a messenger RNA of Argiope bruennichi, 1185 nucleotides long. RefSeq lists its product as uncharacterized. The record is from RefSeq and is a predicted model, not a curated record. Lineage: Eukaryota; Metazoa; Arthropoda; Arachnida; Araneae; Araneidae. The transcript has 11 exons. Bases 97 to 1035 code for a protein of 312 amino acids.